GCGCGCUCAAAACAGACGCAGCGCGCACUCCGAGCUGCAGCACGCGGAACGGAGCUUCUCUCUGCCGCUCGAGUCUGCAAAAGAAGACAACAACCUUUCGGGAUAAGAUUAACAGCAGAAAACAUCUGUGCGCAUCAUGAAGUUUGCGGCUUUGGUCUGCUUGGUUGUUUUCCUCGCUGCGGAUGGAGAGUCCAUACCAGUUGAGCAGGACAGCCGAAGAGAGGAUCAGCUUACCCAGUGUUUAGUUCAGAUCCUUUCAAAGGUGCUCUAUAAGACUGAUGAUAAUCCAGUGCAUCCAGAAUGCAAAAACAUCCUUACACCAGGAUCAGGUCAUUCCACAGUUGAGAAAAAUGAGAAAGAUGUUUUACAACUGGCUCAAGGGGAGAUGAAAAAACCAAGAGAAGAGUCUAAAAUCAAGGAGGAGGAACUCAUUGAGGAUCUUCUCAAAGCUGACAAACGUGAAGAGCUGGAUGACGAACGGAGCCAGGAAGAGUUCCCAAAUUUCAUGAAAAGAAGAAUCAAAGACAGGCGUGAGGAAAUGGAUGAUGAACGAAGUCAGGAAGAAUUCCCAAGUUUUAUGAAAAGAAGAAUCAAAGAAAAACGCGAGGAACUGGAUAAUGAACGGAGCCAGGAAGAGUUCCCUAGUUUCAUGAAGAGAAGAAUAAAAGAAAAACGCGAGGAACUAAAUGACGAACGAAGCCAGGAAGAUUUCCCAAGUUUCUAUAAAAGAGGCAACAAGAAUAAAAGAGAAGAUUAUGAUGAUGAGAGAAGCCAAGAGGAAUUUCCUCAGAAAAGACAUUUUUCCGUCCUUUACAAGCGUGAUAACCCCGAUGAGGAGCGCAGCCAGGAGGAAUUCCCUCUAUACAAGUAUAAAAAGAGUCAUCUUCUGGCCAGCAGAGAGAAACGCGAAGAACCAGACUAUGAUAGAAGCCAAGAAGACUUCCCAAGUUACACCCACAAAAGAAACUACGGGGAUGGAGAAGAAGAGGACGAGGAGAGUGAGGAGAGAGAAAAGCGGAUCUGGAAGCCAUCGCAUAGAUACCACCAUAAGAAAAAACACCACAAACGCAGUGAGAAUGAGGGUCUCGAAGAACCAGACUAUGACAGAAGUCAAGAAGACUUCCCAAGCUAUACCCACAAAAGAAACUAUGGGGAUGGAGAAGAAGAGGAUGAGGAGAGUGAGGAGAGAGAAAAGCGGAUCUGGAAGCCAUCGCAUAGAUACCACCAUAAGAAAAAACACCACAAACGCAGUGAGAAUGAGGGUUUGGAAGAACCAGACUAUGACAGAAGUCAAGAAGACUUCCCAAGCUACACCCACAAAAGGAGCCAUGGGGAUGACAGGCACCACAAACAAAAUGAGGAUUUGCUGAACGAACAAUCUGAGGACAUGAACUCUCAGGAAAAAAGGUCUGAGGAAUCUGAGGAGGUAGACGAAGAUAUUGCAAAACGAUACUGGAAACCUACUCAUAGAUACCACCAUAAGAAGCACCACAAACGGGACUCUGAAGAGGAUUAUGAGGAAACACCCCUGGAAAAGCGGUAUGAGGACCAUGAGCUUGAUGAAAAUGAGCUGAAGAAAGGACACCAGAGUUCGGCAGAGGAGAAGCAGGACAGGGAGGCUGCGUUGAGGUACCUAACAAAGAAGAAGAAUGAGUUAGAGGAACGUCUACUUAACAAAGGUGAUGUCUAUGAAAAACGCUCCCCAUGGAUUUACAGAGGAUACUACCAUCCAGCCUGGUACAAAAGAAGCCACAAGCUGGGUGAAAGUACUGACCAGCACCCCAACCGCAAACUAGAAGAGCUUGCAGAGACCCUCCGGUACAAAAGGGGCCUGCAGGAGGAAUCACCUGCGGAGGAAAAUGGUGUGUCCAAACAGAAGCUUUUCACACCAGAGGAGUUAAGUGAACUUGAGAAACUGGCCUCUGUGGAUCAACAGAUGAAAGAGACAACUUAUCCAUUCCAAGGACCAGCUGAGACAUCAUCUUCCUUUGCUGCCUGAUUUGACUUUCCAUCAGCUUUAUGUGUGCUCACUUGGGCUGUUUUAGAUGAAUGCAUUAUUAUAUGUUGUACCCGCAUUACAACUGCAUUAGACUUUUGUUAUUGGUGUAAGUCAGUGUACGUUUAAUGUGAGAGUCUGAGAAACAAGGCAAAGUCUAUAAAAAGCAAAACUAGCUCGAUAAUGUCAUGUGAAUUAUUUCUCUUUAUUACAUAAUCUAAAAUAACAAAAACAAAAUGCCCAUGUACUAUUGACUGCAUUUAAGAGCAUGCUACGUGAAAGACGCGGUGUGUGUUUAAAAAUUGCUGUUGUUCUUUAUGGCCUUCAACAGAACCCCUGCAUUGUUUGCAUUUAAUAAAACGUGUAACUAUGGGACCAAA
Molecule: messenger RNA, 2376 nt
Organism: Ctenopharyngodon idella (grass carp)
Lineage: Eukaryota; Metazoa; Chordata; Actinopteri; Cypriniformes; Xenocyprididae
Gene: chgb
Product: chromogranin B
Exons: 5
Coding region: 137-1999 (620 amino acids)
Cellular component (GO): secretory granule
Source: RefSeq, a predicted model, not a curated record